Molecule: messenger RNA, 2004 nt
Organism: Xiphias gladius (swordfish)
Lineage: Eukaryota; Metazoa; Chordata; Actinopteri; Istiophoriformes; Xiphiidae
Gene: pisd
Product: phosphatidylserine decarboxylase
Exons: 8
Biological process (GO): phosphatidylethanolamine biosynthetic process
Cellular component (GO): mitochondrion
Molecular function (GO): phosphatidylserine decarboxylase activity
Source: RefSeq, a predicted model, not a curated record
GCACGAUCGCCACAAUGGUUAUUUAACCUGACGCACGAGGUCCUGAUGUAACUUCCGCAAACAACAUGGCGGCGGUCUUGUGGCGUGCGCGCAGAGGAGUGAUUUGCAGAGUUCUUCCGCCGAGCUGCAGCCAGCAGCGCAGCCUGAACACAGGUCGUGCCCUCCUGCCCCGCCCCCGGCCCCUUCCCCUCCUGUUGGUGACAGGUGGUAGUUACCUUGGUUACCAGCACUACAAGAGGAGGGUCCAACAGGAGGAUGGAGCUCCACCCCCUCUGGCCACGCCCACACAGGUGGCGCUGUACCGCUCCUUCCCGACUCGCCUCCUCUCCCGGGCCUGGGGUCGUCUGAACGGGGUGGAGCUCCCCACCUGGCUCCGAAAACCCAUCUACUCUCUCUACAUCUGGACCUUCGGCGUCAACAUGCGGGAGGCGGCGGUGGAGGACUUGCAUCAUUACAGGAAUCUGGGGGAAUUUUUCCGUCGACGUCUCAAACCUGCGGUCCGACCACUCUGCACCUCCUCCUGCCUGAUCUCUCCAGCUGAUGGAAAGAUCCUCCACUUUGGUCGGGUGAAGAACUCGGAGGUGGAGCAGGUGAAGGGGGUCACCUACAGUCUGGAAAACUUCCUGGGUCCACAGAAGAGGCGGAGCAACGACUCCUCCUCCUCCUCCUCCUCCUUCAGGGACCUCCUCCUUUCCUCUCCUGAUAACGAUCUGUUCCACGUCGUGGUCUACCUGGCUCCAGGGGACUAUCACUGUUUCCAUUCACCCACAGACUGGAGGGUGGAGCUGCGACGUCACUUCCCAGGUGGGAGUCGGUUCACCUGUUCACCUGUUCAUCUAACUGAUUAUAUCAAAAUUUCCUGCGAUUAUUAAACAUAUUUUUUAUAAAUAACUUUGAUGAGUUUGAACAGUUUCUGUUUUCGUCCCCAGGAGCUUCAGACCAAUGCUCCUCGCUACAGUAAAGGCUCCUUCCACGACCGCAGCUACGUUGCCGUCGGCGAUCAGUUGUUGAAGACAGCAGGUGAAGGGGGCGUGGUCUCUGUCGACGUAGAGGGCGUGGUCUUACAGAGGGGGGAGGCGGUAGGGGAGUUUAACCUCGGCUCCACUAUCGUUCUGCUGUUCGAGGCUCCCAAAGAUUUCAGCUUCAGCCUGCAGCCGGGACAGCGAAUCAGAGUGGGGGAGGGGCUCGGCAGCCUCUGAUUGGCUGAGCAGACUCAGGGGGAGGGGCCUGAAAACACAGAUUUUAAGAGUUCAGGAUAUUGUGGGUAAUUUUCUGUGUACGGAAGAUUCGGUGGAGUAUGGGAAAAGGAAGUGUUUAUUUUUUAUGACUCAAACUCCCAGAAUGCCUUGUGCCUCAUGAUGGAAAAGAUGCCAAACCCCCCCCCCUCUCUCUCCCUCUCUCUCUCUCUCUCUUUCUCUCCCUCUCUCUCUCUUUCUCUCCCUCUUUCUCUCUCUCCCCCUCUCUUUCUCUUUCUCCCCCCCCUCUCUCUCUCUCUCUCUCUCUCUGUUUUCUAUGCUGUUUCUAUGUUUCUCGCCCAGAAACUGAACAAACUAACCAUUCCUUUAAAAUCACCAAAAAAAACAUUCAAAUUGUAUUUAACAAACACUACAAAGUAAAUAAGGUUUUUCAUACACCUAAAAUUAAUUUCGUCGGAUGUUCAAAAUCAAAUUUACGCAAAGUGAAAUAAAAUUUUUUGUCCGUCCGCUGAAACGGUUUGAAUGUUUGAAGCUUUAUUGUUCAUCUGUUGUUAAAAGUUUGUUUCUGUUUAUGUUUUUGACUCCGUCGAACCAAUCAGAGCAGUAGGAGCUGUUAGCUAGCGCACAAAUCUGAAGCAGCCGGUUGGUGGAGAGCCAUCAGGAUCUUUGUGAUAGGUCAGAAAACAAGAAAAAUUCAUAUUAAUUAAUUUGUCCCCUAGUAUCAUUUUUCUUCCAUUCUUGUUAUUAUAUUGUUCAACUUCUCUACUUUUGUCAAAUAUGUAAUUAUGAAUAAAUAUUUUUACUCAUA